GGGGCAGUCUGUCUUGGGACAGAAUAGCGGGGUCGCGAGCGCUCUUGUUGCCCCGUGCCAGCCGCUGGAUGAUGCAAUUCCCCGUACACGCCGCGCAGCAGGGAGCUGCAAGGAGCGACUGGAUGAGGGGAUAGUGGGCUAUGCCCGAGUUCCGUGGCCUGGGAGAGCGCACGGCAUAAAACGAAGAGCGAGAGCGCCGAAACUUGGCAAGCUCAUACGCUCUUUUCUUACUAUCUCCAGACUCUAUUUCCAAGAAUGGCACAAGUCAAAGCCUCAGUCUCGCGGUUCAUCGAGUAUCUGCGCAUCAAGACAGUUCCAGCCCAGCCCGGACUACGCCACAUGUCACAGCGUUCCUCAAGCAACAGGCCACAGAGCUUAAGCCUGGGGUUCCAGUCCAUCGAGUACGUGGCCGGAAAGCCCGUAGUGAUCCUGACGUGGCCAGGCACAGACCCCAGCCUGCCCAGCAUUAUCUUGAACUCGCACACGGAUGUGGUGCCCGUGUUUGAGGAGUUCUGGGACUACCCGCCGUUUGAGGCCGCUCGGGACUUUAAGAUCUAUGCGCGUGGUUCGCAGGACAUGAAGAUUGUCGGGCACUGCUACCUGGAGGCCGUGCGGGUCCUGCAGGAGCAGGGCAGGCGGCUGACUGCGCACGCUGCAUCUGAAAUUGGUGGGCACGACGGAAUGUGCAAGUUUGUAGAGUCGGGCGAGUUCAAGGCUCUGAACGCCGGCUUCGCGCUGGACGAGGGCAUGGCAAAUCCCGGAAACGACCUCAGGGUGUUUUAUGGCGAGCGGGCGCCCUGCUGGGUCAAGUUCAGAGCGCGCGGCAAUGUCGGCCAUGGCAGCCAAUUCAUUGAGGACACGGCUGCUGAGAAGCUGACGCCGAUCAUCAACCACCUGAUGGAGUUCCGGCAGGCGCAGUUUGACAUCUUCAAAACACCCAACAGCGACGGAUCGCUUCGCACGCUGGGUGACGUGACCACCACGAACCUGACGCUGCUGGAGUCGGGUGUGCAGCAGAAUGUUGUGCCAGAGAGCGCCCUGGCUGGAUUCGACAUCCGCAUGACGCCGACUAUUGACUAUAUAGAGUUCCGUAAGGGGCUGGAGGACCUCGGCAAGAAGCACGGGGCGGAGGUUGAAUUUGCCCAGUUCUGGGAUGAUAACACUGUGACCAAGACCGACGCAUCGAAUCCGUUCUGGACCGCGUUCAGCGGGGUCAUGGCCGACCUCGGUAUUAGCGUGUUCAAGGAGAUCUUCCCGGCAGCCACGGACUCGAGAUAUCUGAGGAAGGCAGGCGUGCCGGCACUGGGCGUCACGCCGCUGACAAAUGCGCCGAUUCUGCUGCAUGACCACAACGAGUUUGUGACCGAGAGCGAGUUCCUCAAUGGCAUUGACUUCUACGCCAAGGUUAUCCAGGCUGUAGCAGACGUAGAGUGA
Messenger RNA from Linderina pennispora, 1434 nucleotides. Its product is annotated as aminoacylase-1A-like protein. Gene Ontology annotation, biological process: amino acid metabolic process. The record is from RefSeq and is a predicted model, not a curated record. The coding region runs from base 256 to 1434 and encodes 392 amino acids. The transcript has 3 exons. Gene Ontology annotation, molecular function: aminoacylase activity. NCBI's taxonomy places the organism in Eukaryota, Fungi, Kickxellomycota, Kickxellomycetes, Kickxellales, Kickxellaceae. Gene Ontology annotation, cellular component: cytoplasm.